AUGAACUAGGCACAUAAACUUAUAUCUACCAACCUUUUGCUUUUAAUAAUAACAUCUAGCUCACUUAUGGAAAAGUUUAAAAAAUUAUUUUUGAUAAAAUAACAAAUCAGAAGAUUAUUUUAAUUUUUGAAUAAAACCUUUAAAUUUACUAAUUAUCAAAAAUUGAUAAGACUUUUAACUUAAGAUUUGAUAGCAAAAUUCAAAACUUUUUGUUAUUUGAAAGAAUACUUUAUGUAAUUUUAAGUAAUCAAAUAGUUGAAACUAACAUUGAUAAUUUUAAUGUUUUAAUUCAUAUCUACAACACUAAUUCUAUUAUGUUGGUUAAUUAAGAUAGUUUAGGAAUUGUUUUAAAAUAUACUUCCAAUGAUGAUUAAUCAUAAUAUUUGA
Molecule: messenger RNA, 387 nt
Organism: Tetrahymena thermophila SB210
Lineage: Eukaryota; Ciliophora; Oligohymenophorea; Hymenostomatida; Tetrahymenidae
Product: transmembrane protein, putative
Exons: 1
Source: RefSeq, a predicted model, not a curated record